AUGCUUCACCACAUCGCGCGCUUCAAACCACACAACACACGGGCUAGCACUCCCUUCUUAGAGCCGCACCACAAACCAACGAAUACCACCACCAAUGACCCUCUCGGGAACCACACCACCAGUCAACCUACUCCACCCACUCAACACACCCUUCGGUAUACCACACAGACACAGAAAUGCACACUCACAUCCUCACAAGCCACAACCGAAGUAGCCAACAAAUCUCAAAACGAAACAUCACACCCUCAUCCUGCACACCACACGUAUACAACCAUCAGCACAAGAUCAAAACAACCAACAAGAACACAACCACAAUUAAAAUGCAACACGUGGCUACAGAACUACACCUACACGGCAUAUACGACGAACAAGCACAUCACCACCACCACCUCCGAAGCUCACUAA
Molecule: messenger RNA, 405 nt
Organism: Penaeus vannamei (Pacific white shrimp)
Lineage: Eukaryota; Metazoa; Arthropoda; Malacostraca; Decapoda; Penaeidae
Source: RefSeq, a predicted model, not a curated record